Molecule: messenger RNA, 945 nt
Organism: Paramecium tetraurelia
Lineage: Eukaryota; Ciliophora; Oligohymenophorea; Peniculida; Parameciidae
Exons: 2
Source: RefSeq, a predicted model, not a curated record
AUGUUUAUAGAAAUAAGAUCCUUAAUUAAUGAAGCAAGUGCUCAAAUUCCUAAAAAGAAUAUUGCUUUAGUUCACAAACACAAUUAAUUAAGACAAAUGAAUUUGAUAUAGAAGAAAACAUGCGCUUCGUCCAUCCAAUAUUCUAUGUUCCAAUCAGAUUUUGGCACUUUUGAUUAUUAGAUUGUCCCUUAAGAGAGUUCAGAUUCUGAGUCCAUCAUCUCCUCGCCUUCCUAAUACCCUUCCUUGCAUUUAGUUGCUUCUUUAUUCUUUCUAAAUGCUUAAUAUUCUUAGAUACCUUGUUCAACUGUUCUACAGGAUGGAUUGAAAUCAAAAUUGAUUGUUAAAAACAUAGAUAAAAAUAUAGAUUUAGUUAAAGUUUAAGAGUUUAUUGAAGCAUUACCAAUUAAGGGAUUUGUCUUAGAAUUUAAACUUAUAUAUUAUUAAUCAAAUCCUUGUAUUAUAUUUUAUUUGAAAACCGACUAACCAUUAAUUGUUUUAAAUUAAUUUGUGAAUAAGUCAAACUCUAAGAUUGCUAAAUCAAUUUUUGGUUACAAGUUUAGUUGUGCAUAAUUGAUAAAAAAUAAUUAAGAAUUUGCAGCAGUCAUCAUAAGAGGAUUAGAUGAUAAUUUAAAUGGAAGUCAAAUAGAAAAGAUUAUUUGCUAUACUUUGAAUAUGGAAUAAAACUAAUGUAUCAUUGAAGGCUAGAAAACAAUUAUUGAAAUUGAAAAUGUUGGCUGCAUGGUAUUUGUAUUGAAAGAUCUGGAAUAUUGUGAACGAGUAGUUGUGUCUUUAAAUGGAACUAAUUUGAAUGGAUUAUAAAAAAAUAAAAUAUUAGUUAAUGUUCAUCCUGAGUCUGUGAAAAUCAGAAAAGUUGAUUUUGAAUCUUCCAUCUAAAAAGGGUUGCUGUAGAAAUAUACAAAACACAACGAUAAGGAUAUGAAAUGA